CGCGCUCUAUAAAUAAAACGUGAGGCGCUGGAAUCAGGCGCAGAGUGAAUGUUGGCAUGUGGAGCAGACAGAAGUCACCGCAGACAUUUGUCUUCUGUUAACUGCGCCGUGCUUUGUCAGAAGAAGGCGGGACUUACCAAACUGGACUGUCUUUUAUUUUUCUUCAUCAUUCUGGUAUUCACAAACUUUUGCUUAGACUUUAAUCAAACCUGAAGAUGCCUGCAGGAACUUUCGAGAGAACUUCUCCAUCCUCUGUGGCUGCGACACCGGCCAGAGGAGACUCCACACCCGAGAAACCUCGCACUCUAAAAGAAAAUAGAAAGUCGUCCAAACCCAUCAUGGAGAAGAGGAGACGCGCGCGCAUUAACGAGAGUCUGGGCCAGCUGAAGACCCUCAUCAUGGACGCACUCAAGAAAGAUAGCUCCAGACACUCCAAACUGGAGAAGGCAGAUAUCCUGGAGAUGACUGUGAAGCAUCUUAGGAACCUGCAGCGACUUCAGAUGACUGCUGCUGUAAACACGGAUCCGUCUGUUCUGGGUAAAUACAGAGCCGGCUUCAGUGAGUGUGUAGGCGAGGUCACCCGUUUCCUGUCCACGUGUGAAGGGGUGAACACAGAUGUGAGGACUCGCCUCCUCAGCCACCUGGCGGCCUGUGUGACCCAAAUCAAUGCUGUGAACUUCUACACACCUCACCCAGGUGCUCUAGGACUCAGACAGACCGGUACACAGAUCCCUCAAAUGCCUUGCAAAAGCGACUCAGCGAUGCCCGUCUCCCCAGGAGCUAUGAAGAUGUAUGGUGGAUUCCAGGUCAUGCCAACACCAGAUGGACAGUUUGCUUUUCUCGUUCCCAGCGCAGCUCUUGUGCCUCUGAGUGCGCAAAACAGCCAGCACAUGUCACCUGUUGCACCUCCACUCACGUCAGACUCUGUGUGGAGACCAUGGUAACUGAUCUGCUGGGAAAGGACUAUCUCACAAUAAAAAACAAAACAUGAAUUUUUGUACAUUUUGUAAAUGUUUUUUAAAUCCUCUUGAGAGGAAUGUUUACAUAAAGUUGUUUGUUAUAUGGA
Notolabrus celidotus (New Zealand spotty) is the source of this 1066-nucleotide messenger RNA. RefSeq names its product transcription factor HES-1-like. Gene Ontology annotation, cellular component: nucleus. Bases 216 to 944 code for a protein of 242 amino acids. The transcript is spliced from 4 exons. Gene Ontology annotation, biological process: anterior/posterior pattern specification; regulation of neurogenesis; regulation of transcription by RNA polymerase II. NCBI's taxonomy places the organism in Eukaryota, Metazoa, Chordata, Actinopteri, Labriformes, Labridae. The record is from RefSeq and is a predicted model, not a curated record. Gene Ontology annotation, molecular function: protein dimerization activity; RNA polymerase II cis-regulatory region sequence-specific DNA binding; DNA-binding transcription factor activity, RNA polymerase II-specific.